Gekko japonicus is the source of this 2935-nucleotide messenger RNA. It is a transcript of the gene CEP95, whose product is annotated as centrosomal protein 95kDa. The transcript has 21 exons. Bases 50 to 2803 code for a protein of 917 amino acids. Gene Ontology annotation, cellular component: centrosome; spindle pole. The record is from RefSeq and is a predicted model, not a curated record. Lineage: Eukaryota; Metazoa; Chordata; Lepidosauria; Squamata; Gekkonidae.
UCCGUCAGAGCAGGCUGCAGAAAGAAGUCGCCUCCGAUUCGGUGACGAUAUGGGCGGCCCAGAAGAAACAGAAUGGGUCAACGUAGUGAACAGUCUUCUGGCAAAAUGUAACAUAGACCUACAUGUUACUGAUCUCUUUGACUGCGGAGCUAAAGUGUUUAUUUCUCUUUAUGAGUCAGUGCUGGGAGAGAAAGUUCCGGAUUUAAUAGCCGAACCUAGAUGUCAAGAAGAUGAUGCUCACAAUGUGCAGGCAAUCAUAGAUUCUUUGGCAAUGGACUACUUGCAGAUCAGCCUGUCACAUAUAACUGGUGAGAACAUUGUGAAAGGAGAUAGAGAGUCCAUUAGAAAUCUCUUGGAAAUAUUUGAUGGCUUGUUUGAGUACCUUACAGAAGAAAUCAGUGAGACUGCUUCUGAGGGUGGCACAGAGUGGAAAAAUACAGCAAAUGGUACUGUUAACCUGAUGGCUCAAGAUGAGAUCCGAAGUGUUGGUCUGGAAGAAGUAGAAGGUGGCAGUGCUGUGCCCUUUCCCCCCAAAAAACUACCAUCUGUGAUGGGGUCUUCCCAGUCAUCAGACAUUUUCAUUCCAUCAGGGGAGGUAGAGGGUUCAGAAUCCACAAGUGAGCUAAUUAAGCUUGGUGACACAGCAUACUUGUUUUCUUUAAGAAAUGAUGAGUUACCAGCCUCAAAAGGGAUCUCAAGGAAGACUACUGAGCCUGAAGAGCCUGCCGCUUCUGCAGAAACAUCUAGUAUACCCCCCAGCAGCAGAAAAGCAUUCGUCACAGAAACUGAAGGAUCAGCAAAAACUGCUAGGUUGCCCAGUGAGCAGCUGAGUUCCAGUGCCAAAAAACUUGGCGAACCUAUUCGUUCAGCUGUUGCUUUGCAGCCACCCUACCAGCCUUCUGUGCCUAGGCCCCCUUACCAAGAUGAAAGAGGAACUAGAAAUUCAGACAGAUGUCCAGCAUUGACUAAGUCUCAGGGACUUUCAUCCUCUGAGCUACCCCUGAGAAUAGACAUGCCCUCUAGAAAGCUAUGGCAUGCCCUUAUGAGUGGGAGGUCAAUCAGUUCACACAAGAAACCCUUUAGAGUCAAGCUAAUGUGUGGCUUCUUGCUGUCAGAUCUUUCAACUGGAGGUGAUGAACCAGGGGCAAAAGUUGUUAUAAAGGAGCCAGAUGUAGCUGAUGAACUGGUGCCAGAAGACAGUGUGGAUGAUGUGGGAAAGGAAACUGAUGAGAAUGUUCAAUAUAAACCAACUUCAUCUGUUAAGGAGGACAGGUCACAAAGGUUUACAUCAAUACAAAGCACAAGACCUAAGCAAAAAAAUCUGUUUAAUGGGAAAAGGCAGCAUGAAAGCUCCAUCACAGACUCGCUCGCAGAGGUAUCUCUUUCCCACAGCAGGAUAAAAGAAAAAUUGUCAGACCAAGAGCUACAACAGAUGUCUGAGAAACUCUCCCAUAGGCUGAAUGAAUUAGAUGCAAUGUUAAAGAAUGCUUUGAGUGAACGAAGCAGGGGGGAAUCAUCUACUGAUGAAGACAGACUUUCUCAGCAUAGUGAUAGUGUCAUGGAUUACCACGACACGAAGCAAGAACCAGCCACCUGGCUUCCGAAGAAAACACCCAGCAGGCAACGGUCAUUUUCAGCUUCUCCACCACCUUCUACCCACAAGCUGUCAUCUGAAUUGGAAGAUGCAUUCUGGAGAGAUGGAAAAGGGCCAACAGGGAAAAUACGUAAUCACUUGCAAAAGGAACAUGACCAGAGGAAGCUAAGAGCAAAGCUGUUGACGAAAGCCUAUGAAGAUGAACUUAGAGCUUAUGAGGCUAGUGAAAGAAUCGAACUUGCAAAGCAAAAAGCAAAGAUCAAGGAAAUGGAACAACUAUACAAGGAGAGCUUAUUUAAAGAACCUCCAAGUGUGUCACGGCCUGCAGAGGUUUACUCUAGAAAAACGGUACCUAGGAAUCUCAAACUCAGCCAGCGGAUUUCACGAGGAGGAUUUGUAAAGCCAAAGAAAGCAGCUCCAAUGAAGGUCAAGGAGAACAACCUCCUGCCUCUUCUAAUGGAGGAGUUCCCCCACUUGCACAUUUCCCGCCCAACCAUGAACAAGAUGUGGCAGCAGCAGCUUGCGCAGAUAGAACUCCUGAAGUCUCCCAGCAACAGAACCCAGCUGAAACUCCAAAAUGAAGUAGUAGAAGCCCUGAAGAAGCAUGACCUCCUCGUUGAGCUCAUUAAGAAGGAGCAGGCGCAUAACAAGAGACUGCAAGAUUUCAAGCAACGUAUUCAUUAUCAGAAAUGUGGCCAAAAUAAAAUGAGAGAGAGACAUCAGCAAAUCAUCAGAGCGAAAAAGUACUACCAAGAUUACAGAAUUCAACUGCGGGCUAAGAUGAUGAGGGCCAGGACCCGUGAGGAACGGAUAUUUAAAAACCUGUUUGAAGAAGGUUUGGAUAUUCAGAAGCGAAGACUGCAUGAACUGAGAAUGUAUGCCAAGGAUAAGCGUGCUGAGCAAAUGAGACACCACCAGGCAGAGCUGGAGUCCAUGGAGAACUACUACAAGGAUCAGUUUUCAAUGCUGGCUGAAGCAGUUUCAGAAGAACGUAAACAAAUUGAAGCCAGAGAGAGAGCACAUGCACAAACACUGAACAAAGUGAAGUGUGAAUUUAGAUCGAAGAUGGAGAAUGAGAUCCAGGAGCUGCAGGAUGUGAUCAUUCAGAAUGAUGAUGAUUCAUUCUUCCGUGAGCUAGAAGCUGAUCGCCUCAGAUCUAGACUUCAGAUGGCUUCUUUCCAAUAUAGCAAAAACUGUCACUUCUUUUGAAGAGUUUUGGGGAGGGGGUGCUUAUGAACAGCUUGAUCUGCUGUUUAGAAGUGGGCCUUGAAUCUUGUUUGCAGUGCCUGGCACUGAGACUAUUUGUCAUUUUAAAAGAUUUUUUAAAUAAAAGUUUGGUAA